Baudoinia panamericana UAMH 10762 is the source of this 422-nucleotide messenger RNA. RefSeq lists its product as uncharacterized. Lineage: Eukaryota; Fungi; Ascomycota; Dothideomycetes; Mycosphaerellales; Teratosphaeriaceae. The record is from RefSeq and is a predicted model, not a curated record. The transcript has a single exon. The coding region runs from base 40 to 279 and encodes 79 amino acids.
GUCGUCGUUAUCAUCUAUCUGUACCUGUGGACGUGCCGCAUGGCCAACCCUAUAAACGUAAGGUCUGACAAUCCUAGCGUACGGGCCCUAAGCUCCAUAGCAGCUUCACAGAUCCCCUUACAAUUUCAGCUAAAGGCACAACAGCGGGUCGCUUCGCGAGUGAUUCCCCCGCUUGAUCAGCACGCCGGACAGCACGGCACGUUCUGCCAGCGGGCGGGUACAGACCUUCUUCUAACUUGCCUUGUGUCAGAUGCCUGCAGCAGGAGCAAUAAGGCAUGAUGACAGCGGCGGUGUCUACGGCAAUCUAUUGGGUGCUUUUAUCCGCUGCCUUAGACGCUGCAGCAAGUCAUCACAUGGUCUGCGAAGCGCCUUGAUGGCGAGGCGAGUGGUCAAUGGCCUUUGGCGCUUGGACACGCCCACUU